Molecule: messenger RNA, 1045 nt
Organism: Paramecium pentaurelia
Lineage: Eukaryota; Ciliophora; Oligohymenophorea; Peniculida; Parameciidae
Source: the annotation of a GenBank genome assembly
AUGAGUAUUUAAUUGAAUGAUAGGCAUAUUACAUAAUUAGAAGAAUUAGAAUCUUUAAAAGGAAAACUUUAAUGCCCAUCAUAUAGAUCUCGUAAUCUUUCAUCGGAUAGAUAGUAUACUCCAUCAUUGACAAAUGAUUUUAGAAGCACUAGAAAUAGUGAAAAAUAGAAAGACUCUUAAUCAGUAGAGAAAUGUAUUAUCAUUAAAUUAUGGACUAGUUUUGAAUCUUAAAAAGUAAAAUUAGAAUGUUGACAAUCUUUCUCAAUUAUGGAAAUAAUAAAAAUAAUCCAUAUAGCUUACUUAAAGCAUAAAUGAAUAUAAUUCAAUAUGUAUAUCUGAUUUCUAAUGAAAAUUUAGAAGAAAAAUAAGAGAUUGAUCAAUAGAUUUCCAAAUAUACACAUUUAGUUAUAGAAGAAGAAGACAAUUUAGUUACUGAAUAAGAUGCCAAUAAAAUCAAAGUAGUUUAAGCAGCCAAUAAUGUUAGAGUAAAUGGAAAAUUUCCUAAUAAUAGUAAAUAAGGAGGAUAAAAAAAAAUAUAAUAAUAAGCUCAACAGAUCUAAACAAGCAAUAAUCAAGUUUAAAAUAAAAAAAUAAAUAAUAACAAUAGACCUUAAACUACAAAAUCAUAGGUUCAAGUACCAUAAACACCUAUAACUUAAAAAAAAACUGUUUAAAAAAGUAAUACAAAGUCUUUCUAAGAUCCAUUUUAAGAUAGUAAAUAUAUAAAAUAAAAUAGUGCCAUAAACUCCUUCAUAAAAGUUAAAAUAAAGUUCUUUAUUAGAGAAAUCUAGAUAAGGAAAAAUGAAUUAGGCUAUAAAUAAAGUUAUUACUAAAAAGAACUCUGAAGAAGAUGAAAGAAAUUUAAUAUUAUUAUUAGGUAAAAUAAAAGAAAGUGUAACAAAGUUAUAUGAUAGUAGAUUUGAGAAAUAGUUGAAUCAUUCUUCUUAAUUUAUUGAAAAGUAAAUAUAUGUAUUAGCUUAGAAAUUUUGAUAAAAUAAUCAAUACAUUAAAAGUGGACUUUAGAUUAAAUGAUAAUGAUUUAUGA